UGUCUUAUUUAGUCAAAACCUGUCAAACUUCAAUUCCUUUAAUUUGUCUUUUUCUGUUAUUCCACCUUGUUUUGACCCUAAAACACACAGUAAUGUAAGAUUACUAUCAAAUAUUGAAAGUAGAAGGAUCAUGAGUACAUACUCACAGCAGUUUUUAUCACACUGAAACAGACACAAAUUCCAAGCAGCUCAUUUCAUUGAACUAAUGUCUCAGGAUUUAAAGGGUUAACCCCUAAAUAUUGCUACCACUUUAAGUCUUAAAAAAGUCGUGCUUGCAGCCAAUCAUCCUGUGGUGAGACUGGAGGACAGACCCAGACCGUCCACCGUCACCACACUGAGCUCUUCACUCCAGAAUGCUCUGUUUGUUGUUGUUCUUCUCUGCGGCCUUUUCCAUGGAGAUAAACCAGACCUCCAGGCUGCUGGCGGAGAGCGGAGAGCAGUGCUCUGCGUGCGACUUCCGGGAGCACAGCAAACAGAUGAGGCUCCACAGCAUCAAGUCCCAGAUCCUCAGCAUCCUGCGGCUCGAACAGGCGCCCAACAUCAGCCGGGACAUGAUCCGCCAGCUGCUGCCCAAAGCGCCUCCGCUGACGCAGCUGCUGGACCAGUACGACCCGCGGGUGGAGGAUGAGGACCACGCCACCACGGAGACCAUCAUCACCAUGGCUACCAACCCCAAUCCAGUCACCCAGGACGACUUGUCCUCCUGUUGUUUGUUCAGCCUCAGUCCCAAAAUCCAGCCCAAAAACAUCCUGAGUGCUCAGCUGUGGGUUCACCUCCGGCCAGCCGAUGUCGUCACCACAGUCUUCUUGCAGAUCUCUCGCCUCAAACCAGGGAAGGAAGGGAACAACACCCGCAUCCGGGUCCGGUCCUUGAAGCUGGACAUCGAUGCAGGCGCCGGAUCCUGGCAGAGCAUUGACAUCAAGUCACUGCUGCAGGCGUGGAUGAGGCAACCGGAGACCAACUACGGCAUCGAAAUCAACGCCUAUGAUUCCAAAGGAGAAGAUCUGGCCGUCACCUCAGCAGAGCCGGGACAGGAAGGACUGCAACCAUUCAUCGAAGUGAAGGUCCUCGACACCCCUAAAAGAUCCCGCCGGGACUCGGGCCUCAACUGCGAUGAGGAGUCUGCAGAGACGCGGUGCUGCCGCUACCCGCUCACCGUUGACUUCGAGGAAUUCGGCUGGGACUGGAUCAUCGCGCCCAAGCGCUACCGGGCCAACUACUGCUCAGGGGAGUGUGAGUUCAUGCACCUACAGCAGUACCCACAUGCACACCUGGUGAAUAAAGCCAACCCACGGGGCACUGCAGGACCCUGCUGCACACCCACCAAGAUGUCGCCCAUCAACAUGCUUUACUUCAACCGCAAGGAGCAGAUCAUCUAUGGGAAGAUCCCGUCCAUGGUGGUAGACCACUGUGGCUGUUCCUGAGAACUCAGACAGAUGAUACUCCAUAUCAGGGGUGUCAAAGUCAGUUUAGUUCGGGUUCCACAUUCAGCCCAAUAUGAUCUCAAGUGGGUCAAACCAG
This is a messenger RNA of Sphaeramia orbicularis (orbiculate cardinalfish), 1521 nucleotides long. RefSeq names its product growth/differentiation factor 8-like. The coding region runs from base 354 to 1424 and encodes 356 amino acids. Gene Ontology annotation, molecular function: growth factor activity; cytokine activity. The transcript is spliced from 3 exons. Gene Ontology annotation, cellular component: extracellular region. NCBI's taxonomy places the organism in Eukaryota, Metazoa, Chordata, Actinopteri, Kurtiformes, Apogonidae. The record is from RefSeq and is a predicted model, not a curated record.